Messenger RNA from Vigna unguiculata (cowpea), 1900 nucleotides. RefSeq names its product putative UPF0481 protein At3g02645. The record is from RefSeq and is a predicted model, not a curated record. NCBI's taxonomy places the organism in Eukaryota, Viridiplantae, Streptophyta, Magnoliopsida, Fabales, Fabaceae.
UUUCUCAUCUUUCUACUUCAUAAUAGCUAUGAAGAAACUGAUAUUUCACCUAUAUAAACAAUCAAGACAUUUUAGUGGCAAAAAGCAAAGAACAAUUAACCAAUUCUGGUAACAAACCGUAUUGCAUAUUCAUCAGCCAAAUUAAGCAAAAUCCCAGAUGGCCUCUCAAUCAAUCUUCAAUUCAGAAUCCGACGAAGAUCAUUGGGUAAUCCAAAUCAACCAAAUGGUGAGUGAAAGCCACAACUCAAUCUUGAAAAAAAUACCUGUUUGCAUAUUCCAUGUUCCCAAAUCUUUGAGCUAUGCUAAACCAGAGGCCUUUUCUCCCCAACUUAUAGCCAUUGGUCCAUACACCCACUUUCGCCCUGAGCUCUAUCCCAUGGAAAGGUUCAAGAUUUUUGCUGCAAAAGCGGUUCUCGACCACUUCAACAAACAUGACCUCAAACAAGUAGUCCAAGAAUUCCACGACACAGCAACCUUCAUCCGUGCUAGUUACCACAAAUACUUGGACCUCAAAGAUGAAACCUUGUUAUACACCAUGGCCAUUGAUGCUUUGUUCUUGUUGAAUUUCUACCACAACUAUCUCGAUAAGAAAGUAUCUGGCUCUUUCAUGAUGGGACUAGAGGACCCAGUUCAGUUAUCCGGUGUGAAGAUAACUAGGAAUGCCACCAUAAGGGACAUCCUCAUGGUGGAGAAUCAAAUUCCGAACUACUCUUUGUUGAAGAUCUUGCUGUUUGAAAGCCCCGAACCUCCUCAUUUAGUUCAAGAGUACCUGGGUUCGAUGCUCUUGUCGUUCUGUCAUCAGCAUUCUCCACUUAAGUUCACUCACACCAUCACUUGUUCUGAAGCUGUAUCAAAGCAUCACCAUGUCUUGGAUCUCAUGUACCAUUUGGUCGUAUCUCACGCUGUAAAGUCUGAAACACCGGUACCUGAUCAAGGCGAAGGUACUUCUGAACUCCAGAAAAGCUCAAAUUCUGAAGCCAUAGCAAUUUCCUUUAAGAAAUUUAAAGGUGUAUUAACAUGGACAGUAGAAUCUUUAAAGAAGCUGAAGGACGUGAAUAUCCCUCUUGUGAAACCCGUUAAACGACACCUAGAUCCAGUGCUAAAAGUUUCCUCUCAACUUGACGCUCUUUCAUCACAUCCAAAACUUUCUGAAGAAGAAGAAGAAGAAGAAAGUCAUAUGAUUGUCAACAUCCCUUGUGUCCGUGAACUUGAUUCAGUAGGGGUAUUUUUCCAACCCGUGGAAGGUGGCAACAUGGCCAUUGAAUUUGACGAAAAGAGGGGCAUAUUUUACCUCCCUGUGGUGAAACUGGACGUGAACUCUGAAGUGAUAAUGAGAAACCUUGUGGCUUAUGAGGCCUUGACCCAACCAGAUUUUCUGAUCUUCACAAGGUACACGGAACUGAUGAGGGGAAUCGUAGACAGUGUGGAGGAUGUGAAGCUUCUGAGAAAGGCAGGGAUCAUAGAGUCAAGUAGCACUCUGAGUGUGGAAGAAACUGAGGAACUCUUCAACGGAAUGAGCAAAUCCAUUACACCCACCAAAACCCACAAGUUGGAUGAAACGAUAAACAAAGUGAACAAGUACUACGAUUAUAAGAGGAAGACGAACAUCUUAAAGGCCUCAACAGAUUAUGUGUACAGAUCAUGGAAGCUCUUCACACUUCUUGCCACCUUUGUUCUCUUGGCCAUGACGGCUAUUGAAACGUUCUGUGCAGCUUAUGAUUGUCAUAGGUAUUUUGCACCCGAAUGAGGUUGUCAUUUUGUUUUCUACUUUUACUAGAGCAUGGUUUCGAGUGUGUGAUGUUUCUGAGAAAAUGAAGUACACCCUAAGUUAGACUUUCAUAUAUGAUGUUAUUAUGUAUGUUUGAUGCGUUAUUCAACUGGAACUAAACUAUUGAUUAUA